Messenger RNA from Cyphellophora europaea CBS 101466, 2055 nucleotides. RefSeq lists its product as uncharacterized. Bases 1 to 2055 code for a protein of 684 amino acids. Gene Ontology annotation, molecular function: molybdopterin molybdotransferase activity. NCBI's taxonomy places the organism in Eukaryota, Fungi, Ascomycota, Eurotiomycetes, Chaetothyriales, Cyphellophoraceae. The transcript has a single exon. The record is from RefSeq and is a predicted model, not a curated record. Gene Ontology annotation, biological process: molybdenum incorporation into molybdenum-molybdopterin complex; Mo-molybdopterin cofactor biosynthetic process. Gene Ontology annotation, cellular component: cytoplasm; cytosol.
AUGUCCCUCUUGAGAACAGUAGUAAUCAUAGUCUCGGACACUGCAGCUGCGGACCCAACCACAGAUCGGAGCGGAGAUGUACUCAAACAGGCAUUUGCAGCUGAUGCAGCAGGCAAAUUUGAGGAGCCUUCGGUCGAGAUCGUUCCAGACGAUAUUUCACAGAUCCAGCGUGCGAUUCGAAGAUGGACAGAUGGGGAGAAUCGCGCCAACUUGAUAGUCACGACUGGUGGCACCGGCUUCGCCGUCAAGGAUUUUACGCCCGAGGCUGUCUCCCCAUUGCUCGAUCGUGAAGCUCCGGGCCUUGUUCACGCCAUGCUCCGGACAUCGUUCGAGGUCACACCCUUUGCCAUGAUGUCUCGACCGGUAGCUGGUGUCCGCAGGAAGACCAUCAUCAUCACCCUACCCGGCUCACCGAAAGGCGCCAAGGAGAAUCUGCAAGCGGUGCUGAAGCUUCUACCCCACGCCUGCAUGCAAGCUGCUGGCGAAGACUCUAGGACCGCACACGCUGGUGGUGUGAAGAAGCUUGAGAGGGACGCCGGCGUUUCCGCGACUUCAGCUGGCGGCCAUUCUCAUUCCCACUCUCAUACUCAUGACCACCACCACGACCACAGUCAUGGUGGUCAUAAAGCGCCAAAGCCACGCACGGAUCCGUCUCAGCGCCCACAGUCUAACGAUCCUGCGCUUGGAGCUACUGCACGAGCACGCUCCUCUCCUUACCCAAUGCUCACUGUUACCGACGCAGUGUCAACCAUUCUCUCUAAAAGUCCCGCACCUAUCCCAGUCUCACAUCCUCUUACCCCUGAUAUUGUUGGUGCUGUGAUCUCCUCCGACAUUGCCGCUUCCGAAGCUGUCCCCGCUUACCGCGCCAGCAUCGUCGAUGGCUACGCCGUGAUCGUCCCCUCGGACAAGACCAAGCUCAAGGGGACAUUCCCAGUCGCCUCCGUAUCGCACGCUCAGGCUUCCUCCAUGCCACCACCACUCCAAGAAGGACAAAUCGCGCGCAUCACGACUGGCGCUCCACUACCGGAAGGCGCCGACGCAGUUGUCAUGGUCGAAGAUACAGUAGUCGCCAGCACGACCGAAGACCGGAAAGAGGAGGCGACGGUCGAGAUCCUUACUGAUGCCUUGGAGAAAGGCGAGAAUGUGCGCGAGCCCGGCAGCGACAUUUCACUGGGCAGCGUCAUCCUACGCAAGGGCCAACGCAUCAGCGCCAUUGGCGGCGAGGUAGGCGUAUUGGCUGCGGCGGGCAUCAAAGACGUGCCAACCUACCGCCGACCGCGCGUGGGCGUGAUGAGCACGGGCGACGAAGUCACCGACAUCUCCUUCCCGGGCGAGCUGCAAGGCGGCAUGAUCCGCGACAGCAACCGCCCGAGCCUGCUCAGCCUGAUCCGCGGCUGGGGCCUGUGCGAAGAAGUCCUCGACCUGGGCGUCGCGCGCGACACGCCCGAAGGCGAGCUCGAGCGCCGGCUCCGCGACGCCCUGCGCACCGCCGACGUCGACGUCCUCGUCACGACCGGCGGCGUCAGCAUGGGCGAGCUGGACCUGCUGAAACCCACGGUCGAGCGUGCCAUGGGCGGCACCGUGCACUUUGGCCGCGUGAGCAUGAAGCCGGGGAAGCCCACCACCUUCGCGUCCGUGCCCUUCAAGGGCACCGCGGACGGGGCGCGCUCCGAGCGCCUCCUCUUCGGCCUCCCCGGCAACCCGGCGAGCGCGAUCGUGACGGCGAAUCUGUUCCUGUUGCCGUGCCUGCAGAAAAUGAGUGGGCUGCAGGAGGGGGGGAGGGGGUUGGAGCGCGUGCUCGUCACACUGGCGGAGAAGGUGCGCUGCGAUAAGGCGCGCGUCGAGUAUCAUCGGGUGGUGGUCAGUGGGGCGAGGGAUGGGGCGCUCGUGGCGAGGAGCACGGGCAUGCAGCGCUCGAGUCGCGUGGGGAGUCUGGCGAGCGCGAAUGCGCUGCUGGAGCUGCCGCAGAGGGAGGGGGUGUUGGAGGCAGGGGAGAAGUGUGAGGCGCUGAUGAUGGGGCCUGUGCUGGGGUUUGGGGGCCAGACCGCGCUGUAG